Molecule: messenger RNA, 672 nt
Organism: Spathaspora passalidarum NRRL Y-27907
Lineage: Eukaryota; Fungi; Ascomycota; Pichiomycetes; Serinales; Debaryomycetaceae
Exons: 2
Coding region: 1-672 (223 amino acids)
Source: RefSeq, a predicted model, not a curated record
AUGGGAGAAGGCAAAGAUGUUUUGAGGAAUAAUUACACUGAUCUAAGUGACACCACGUUAUUUGCAUCCCUCUCAAUAGGUCCAUCAAUACCGUUUAACCAAAUUAUACCUCCAGAAGGAUUACAAAUUGAUGAGAUGUCCAUUCCCAAGGUAUCUCAGGACAAUUAUGACAACAAUACUCCUACGUUGAUGAUGAGUGGUGGUAGUCAGGACAAUGAGAUAGAUGUUUAUGUUACAACAAGACAAUUCCAAUUUUGGGAAUCUACUUCUAAUAGUCCACAUGAUAUCCAGGAUGACGCCCUCUCUUCAUGUAAUGCUGAGUUUGCAUCCUGCUUAGAAUUGAGUCCUGCUAUCUCCACCCCUGUACAUAAUUCCUUGAAGAGGCAAUCUUCAAAUAUGAAUAUACUAGCUGAAGUCAACAAACGAAAGAGGUCUGGGCAAUGUGAUUCCAACGAAUCAUUGACUCCAUUAAGUUUCAACCAAGAGUUGUUUGAUUCAGUCUUUUCUGAAGCAGAGCUUUUCGAGCAAGGUGAUUCCAUUUAUAAACCAAAUAUAGAAUCAUUCACCAAUGUUGAAUACCUAAAUAAACUAUCCCGCGAAUCUUCAACAAGAAUCCAAGAAUUCGCCAAUUGCUUAGCUUAUAGACUACUGAAAUACACUGACGAAACAUAA